AUGGCUUCCCGGCUGUCCCAGUCUCACCUGAAGCUGGAGGCGGAGAUCGAGCGCUGCAGGGCUGAGUGCCAGUGGGAGAAGAUCCAGAUUCUGGUCCGGCAGCUAGCACCCAAGGUGCAGGACAACAGUGAUGAUUUUACGAACCUGCUGCUCGCCGAGGCUCUGCUGGAGCUCUCUUUAAGGGAGAACGUUGCCAAACUCAAACUCUCCAUUCCAUUAAUGGAAAGCAAAGAGCGAAAACUGCAUCAAGCCAAGAACUAUCUAACAGGCAUACUAAACAGAGGCAAAUUACCGCCUCACUACAUGACAGAAGCUCUCUUGAUACUAGGCAAGUUGCAUUACUGUGAAGGAUCAUACCGGGAUGCCGUCAGUAUGUACGCCAGAUCGGGAUUCGAGCAUCUGUCCUUAGAUGAUGAGCCCCUGUAUAAGAUGCGGCUUUUCGCAGAAGCUUUUCUAAUCAAAGGUUUGUCGUUAGAGCGCAGUACAGCGACCAUUGCCUCCCGCGCUCGUCUGUCAGAGAGAGAAGAGGAAGCUGUUGCUUGCUUUGAGAAGGCCAGCUGGAUUGCCCAAGUCUUCUUACAAGAAUUAGACAAGAGUAUGACUAGCAGUCACUCGAAGAAUUCCAAGAGCAGCUCUUCUUGUCACGACUUCGAACUUAGCUACUUCCUGGAGGCAGCCCUGCAAGGAGCCUAUGCAGCACAUUUUAAGAGGGGAAAUAUAUUAAAGGGAAUCAAAGAGCUUCGGGAUGUUUUACGGGUUGUGGAAACAAAGGCAACACAGGCCUUCAAGAUGGCAGCGAGCAGGCAGCUGGCAGAAGUUCUGCUCCAUUCAUUAAGUGAGAAGUGUUACUGGAGUCCGUUGAAAAGUCCUUUGCCGGAACUGAUGGUGAACAGAGGGGAAACCUCUUUCCCUUACGAGAUCAUCAGUCACAGACCACAGAUUCAUUCUGGAGAUCACCUGUACAGCCCGCAGGACAACAUCGAGGAGGCCCUCCUGCUUCUUUUGAUCAGCGAAUCUAUGGCCAACAGAGAUGCCGUUAUCAGCCGAGCUCCAGACCAGAAGGAGGACCGCGCUGUAAGCCUCCAGAACGCCUCCGCAGUCUACGACCUUCUGAGCAUCACAAUGGCCAGGAGAGGGCAGUACACCAUGCUCUCGGAGUGUUUGGAGAGAGCCAUGAAAUUUGCAUUUGGAGAAUUUCAUCUCUGGUAUCAGCUGGCGUUAUCCAUGAUAUCUUGUGGCAAGUUUGCCUACGCUGUUUCGGUACUGAAAGAGUGCUCUAAAAUGCGUCCCACGGACCCGACCGUUCUGCUUCUCGCUGCCAAGGUCUGCAUUGGACCACUACAUUGGUUGGAUGAAGGAGAAAAAUUUGCAAAACAAGUAACAGAGAUGGGAGAAGAAGCUGGAGAAUCACUCGCUAAAGGAUAUCUUGCUUUGGGACUAGUGUACAGCUUCCAGGCUACUGAUGCCACUCAGAAAAGCACUCAGGAUGACUGGAGUAAGAAAGCUCUGCAGGCGUUACAAAGGGCGUAUGAAAUAGAUCCAGAGGACCCCCAGAUUAUCUUGUAUCUGUCACUUCAGCUGGCCCUUGUAAGACAGAUAUCAGAGGCGAUAGAACACCUCCAGGAGGCGCUGAAGCUUCAGAAGGAUGAUUUGCACUGUCUGCAUCUGCUGGCGCUACUGUUAUCAGCGCAGAAACAGUAUAAACAUGCAAUUGAUGUCAUCAACAUGGCCCUGGAUGAGCAUCCAGAAACCUUCAGUAUAUUGUUCACCAAAACUAAACUGGAGUGGAUACACGAAGGACCAGAGGAGGCUCUGAUAACAUGCCGCCAUAUGCUAUACUUGUGGCAGAAACUGUAUAACUGUUCACAACUAAGUGAAUCUGAGAAGGAAAGCAGUUUGGCUGAUGUCCCCUUGACAAGAAAACACAGCGGGCUUCACCUUGCCAUCCCUGAUUCUCACGAUCCAGAAAAUGGAUCCCAGCGCGCAUCUUCCAUUGCUGCAUCUCGGAUGGAGCAAGCCAUGUCGGAAAUAACCAUGCACAGCAGCACGCAGAAGCAAGGGCCCAUGCAGCAGUGGGUUACCCUAGAGCAGAUAUGGCUGCGGGCCGCUGAACUCUUUAUGGAACAACAGCAUAUGAAAGAAGCAGGCUUUUGUAUCCAGGAGGCAGCCAGCCUUUUCCCCACAUCACACACUGUGCUGUACAUGCGUGGGAAGCUCGCGGAGAUGAAAGGCUGUUUGGAGGAGGCAAAGCAGAUAUACAAUGAAGCACUAACAGUCAAUCCAGAUGGAGUGAAAAUUAUGCACAGCCUGGGGCUUAUACUGAACAGGCUUGGGCAGAACGCGCUGGCCGAGAAGUAUCUCCGGGACGCUGUACAAAUUCAGAGCACAUCACAUGAUGCCUGGAAGGGACUGGGGGACGUUUUACAAGACCAGGGGAAGCAUGAAGCUGCUGUAGAAUGUUUUCUAACUUCACUAGACCUGGAAUCCAGCAGCCCAGUGUACCCAUUCACCAUUAUUCCUCGGGAACUGUAGAAAAAAAUUCUAACAGAACAGGAACUUUCCAAAUCUGACCAAGAAUCCUGCGAUAUUGAGAUUAAAAUUUUUAUAAUCAUCUGUCUAAUUCAUUUAUAUUGAAAAAAUUUUGUAAUUUAAAAGAAAAAGUUCUUUAAAUAGAAAACUUUUUAUACUCUACUUUCAGGAUCAGUUGUUCCUCUGCAGUAAUUAUAUUGUAUUUUCUGCAUGUAACUCCAUUAUAGGACACAUCCACCCAAACAUUGCAUGUAAGCAGCCGCCAUUUGCAUAUUCUUUGCAACACCAUAGUAUUCAUGUCAUAUGCAGUUAUGUUCAAAAUAAUAGCAGUCAGACAUCACUAACCUGAUCAAUCACUGUUUUUGGUAGAAAUGAUAUUUCUACAUGGCAAAUAAUUUACUAGUAGGUGUAGUAGAGU
This is a messenger RNA of Bufo bufo (common toad), 2947 nucleotides long. It is a transcript of the gene TTC7A, whose product is annotated as tetratricopeptide repeat domain 7A. The coding region runs from base 1 to 2532 and encodes 843 amino acids. NCBI's taxonomy places the organism in Eukaryota, Metazoa, Chordata, Amphibia, Anura, Bufonidae. Gene Ontology annotation, cellular component: plasma membrane. Gene Ontology annotation, biological process: protein localization to plasma membrane; phosphatidylinositol phosphate biosynthetic process. The transcript is spliced from 20 exons. Gene Ontology annotation, molecular function: protein binding. The record is from RefSeq and is a predicted model, not a curated record.